Molecule: messenger RNA, 1828 nt
Organism: Archocentrus centrarchus (flier cichlid)
Lineage: Eukaryota; Metazoa; Chordata; Actinopteri; Cichliformes; Cichlidae
Gene: nr1i2
Product: nuclear receptor subfamily 1, group I, member 2
Exons: 9
Coding region: 244-1545 (433 amino acids)
Biological process (GO): cell differentiation; positive regulation of transcription by RNA polymerase II; negative regulation of transcription by RNA polymerase II
Molecular function (GO): nuclear receptor activity; zinc ion binding; RNA polymerase II cis-regulatory region sequence-specific DNA binding
Source: RefSeq, a predicted model, not a curated record
AGGGUAGGCGGUGCUGAACUUCUACUCCGCCAGUCCCUUCAGUUGGAGCCGGUGGUACUUGUGGGAACCUGAGCAGUAUAAAACCUUAAGCUGGGUAAUACCUUCUGUCCAGCAGGACAAUCUGUGAGCGAUACUCUCUCUCACCUGUUGGUCAUGCGCAAAUUCCGCCCCGAUCAAGCGCAGUGAGCCGGUACCUGUGGACCACGCGCAGCUGUUUUUGACAUCUCGAGUCAUCAAGUGAGAAUGAGCAAGAAGGACUCUGGAGUGCAGAUCAUCUGUGAAGUCCUCACAAGCCAGAACGAAGAGGAUGAGGAGCCCAGACUCUGUGGUGUCUGUGGAGAUCUGGCCAAUGGUUACCAUUUCAAUGCUUUGACCUGUGAAGGCUGCAAAGGGUUCUUCAGACGUACCAUAAAGAGGUCGGCGCAGCUCCAGUGUCCGUUACUGAAUAAAUGCGUUAUAACAAAAAACAGCCGCAGGUCGUGUCAAGCGUGCCGCUUCCGCAAAUGCCAGGCCAUUGGCAUGCGCAAAGAGAUGGUCAUGUCUGACGAAAAGGUUUCGGAGAGGAGGGUCCAAAUCAAGAAGAAGAAGAUACUCGAUACACCAACACAGCUUUCAUCCCAACAAGAAAAAAUGAUUCAGGAACUACUCUGUGGCCACCGCAGCACCUUCGACUCAACAUUUUCCCGCUUCUGUUGCUUCAGGCCUAUGGACCGAAACAUCUUUCCUGUGAAUGAGUACAAGCAGUCGGCAAGCAAGGCCUUUCACCCUCUGACCGAGUGCCAUAGAAACUGCUGCACUACACCGAGUAAAUCUGCCUCUGACCCCACAUCAUCCUCAUCCUCCAGCUCCUGCUCUUCAUCUUCCUCCCAUUUCCAUGGUUCCAUUAGUAAACAAGAAAACCACAAAGAGAACAAGGUGGAAAACAGCUGUGUUUUCACCGCUCUUCCACACGUGGCCGAUCUCACAACAUACAUGAUCCAGGAGGUCAUUAGCUUUUCCAAAACUCUCCAGGACUUCCGGUCUCUUACCAUGGGGGACCAAAUAUCUCUGCUGAAGGGAGCCACAUUUGAAAUCAUGCAGAUCCGCUUUAACAUGGUGUUUAACUCCAAAACAAGCACGUGGGAAUGUGGCAAUAUUACAUACUGCAUACAUGAUGCCGUACGAGCGGGAUUUCAGCCGCUCCUGCUGGAGCCUCUGUUCAAAUUUCACCAUACCCUGCGCACACUGGAUCUGCAGGAGGAAGAGUAUGUUCUCAUACAAGCCCUGUCCCUGUUUUCUCCAGACCGUCCAGGCGUGCAGGAGUACAGCGUGAUUGACAAGGUUCAUGAAAACUUGGCGCUGACACUAAAAACGUGGAUUGACUGCAAGAGAACAGGCCCAGAAAAACACUUGCUGUACCCCAAAGUGAUAGCCUGCUUUACAGAGAUGAGAACAAUGACUGAGGAGUACAGCAAACAGAUUCUGCAGAUACGGGACAUCCAGCCUGACACCAUCUCUCCUCUCAUAAUGGAGGUGGUCGGUAAAAGCUCAUGUAAUGACUUAUGACGUAUCUGCUACAUGAAGAGCACGAGCACCAUCAGACCAACGCUCUUCAUUGACGGGGAAGCUUAAAUUAAAUUGUCCUGUUGUUUUACACGUGUCAAAAAAGAAAAGAUUGCCUUUCUGCCACGUGUCUUAAAUAUUGAGGACUAAACUUUUAACAGGAUCAUAUGACAUGGUGAGAGGGAGUCAGUGCUGUAAUAACUAAUAAUUAAAAAGAGUCAGAAAAAGCUUUUUUUUCUUUUUUUUUUUUUAAUAUGUACAGUUGUGUUUGUUUUUUAGUUCUGUG